AUGGCGUAUUCUUUGUAUUUGUCGAGUUCAGCGAGUUCAAUAUCACUCGGAACACGCCAACGAGUCUGUAAACAAGAUGUCGACUGCUUGUUGAAAAGUAAUUUAUCAAGAAAUUUGGAGCAGGAGCCGAAAAGUAACGAUCGUGGAUGCGGCGUGAAUGCAUUACGACCGAAAAUUAUCGGAGGAAGGAAAACAGAGGUUGCUGAAUUUCCCUGGAUGGCAGCUUUAAAGCCGUUGAAUGAUCGAAAAGCGAUUUGCGGAGGAGUUUUGAUCACAGAUCGACAUAUUUUGACAGCUGGCCAUUGCGUUGAUGCCUUAAAACCGCGACAAUUGCGUGUUCGAUUGGGCGAACAUGACUUCACGAAGGACAACGAAACACUUACGCGGGACUUUGGUGUCAGCGAGAUCCGUGUUCACAUCGAUUUCAACCCCAUCACUUACGAAAAUGAUAUUGCCAUCAUAAAAUUACGCCAAGCCAUAUCACUUUCUGACACAAGCAAAUACCAAAAUUACAUAUGGCCGAUUUGCAUGCCAUCCAUUGAUACAAAUUGGGAAAAUAGCGUUGGCGUUGUUAUAGGUUGGGGAACUCAAUUUUAUACGGGCCCAAUAUCGCCGGUGCUUAUGAAGGCUGACGUUCGAAUCUGGAAUAAUCAGGCGUGUCAAGAAGUCUAUAAAUCGAAUAAAAUUUAUGAUACGGUGUUGUGUGCCGGCUCAAAUGGAAGAGAUUCGUGCCAAGGCGACAGCGGAGGUCCAUUAAUGGUCAAACAAUCAAACGAUCGAUGGGUUGUUGCCGGAAUUGUUUCCUUUGGUCUUCGUUGCGGCGAGAAAAAUCGUCCUGGAAUUUACACAAGAGUUGAUUCUUAUCUCAAAUGGAUCAUCGAAAAUGCCGUUUUUUAA
This is a messenger RNA of Culicoides brevitarsis, 897 nucleotides long. Its product is annotated as proclotting enzyme-like. The transcript has 7 exons. Gene Ontology annotation, molecular function: serine-type endopeptidase activity. Bases 1 to 897 code for a protein of 298 amino acids. The record is from RefSeq and is a predicted model, not a curated record. Gene Ontology annotation, biological process: proteolysis. NCBI's taxonomy places the organism in Eukaryota, Metazoa, Arthropoda, Insecta, Diptera, Ceratopogonidae.